AGUUUCGCUUUCAGCUAAUCAGAGUAAAUCCAGUUCAGUAGCAACACAAAGUUCGUUUAAAGUGUAAUCGGUUUGUAGACUAAUAGAAAUAAGGUGAAAUCAUGAGAAACUCGAAGCUACUAACAACACUCGUCAUUGUUGGAAUAGUAACUCGGCUCCAAAUCAUAUCUGCACAAAAUGUUACAGUUGACGGUCUCUGUAUUUACUAUUACGAUUCGAACAGUUACACGUGUGACCUACACAAUGUGAUAAUUAAUUCACCCGAUCAAGUUCUUGUAAUUAAUGGAGACCACCUGCCCGAUCACAGUGACUUUGAUGUUGAAACAUUGAUUCAUCGAAAUGUUUCCAUUUCCUAUUUCAAUGGGGAAGUUUUGCGAAAAUUUAGAAAUUUGAAGUACCUGGCUAUGGGUGGUGUAUCGCACAUCAACGAAAAUGCAUUCGAUGUUUGCGACAAUCUUGACCGCAUUUACAUUGGCUUCAAUCCGUUGGAAACGUUUCCGCCGAGAAUGCUUCAGAAUUGUUGGAAUUUACGGCAAUUCGAUGCGUCAUUCAACGUCUACUUAACAUCAAUACCUGAAGAAAUUUUUGGUAGCACAUCGAAUUUAGAAAUAUUUGAAGUGAUUUCGACUAGUGGACUAUUUGGCGCGUUACCACCAAAUCUACUCCGAAACAUGACAAAUCUGAAAGAAUUUAUUUUUCGAUCGAAUUACAUUGCAAACGUUGAUAGAGAUCUACUCGCAAAUGCAGUCCGUUUGGAAAAAGUCGAUUUAUCGCAAAAUUCAAUAUCUGAUUCGUUCGUCAUAACUAACUUAUUAAACGGCCACGGUAGCUUAAAAUCGAUUAGAGUGCUUCGAAACAGAUUUAGGUCAUUCGACUUAGCUUUCUUCGCACAAUUCACCGAAUUAAAUGAUCUACAGAUCGGUAGUGAUGGGCAAAUUGAUGUUGACUUCAUCGGUUGGAACGAUCUACCUUCGUCAUUGACAUCAAUUUAUUUUUCGAAUAUUGGCCAUGAUAUACCAGGUGAUGCGUUUAGCCAUUUAACGAAUUUGGAAAGUUUAGGAUUCACCGGCCAGCGUAUCACCAAUCUGCAUGAAGACACUUUCAAGCAACUCGUAAAUUUGAAUGACCUGGGAAUUCAAUCAACAGGGAUACGAUCGAUUCCAUCUAACGUUUUCGUUGAUCAAACGAAUCUGACGCAAUUGUUCUUGAGCUACAAUGCAAUAGAAGAACUUCCCGAAGGAGUUUUUGCAAGUCUGACCAAUAUUGGUUUUAACAGAACAGCGCUUAGAGGUGAUCUCAUACUCAGUGGAAAUCGCAUACAGCGCCUUAAUGCUAAUUCUUUCGGUCAUCAUCCAUAUCUUCAAAAUAUUGACUUACAGUUCAAUGAAAUCUCGGAAAUUGAGAGAGAAAUUUUCGAUCACUUUCCUAAUACAAUGGAAACUGUUAACUUACUGUGGAAUAAUUGUACUAACACAUUCUUCAGUUAUAGCUCUAAUUUACAAAACGAUGAAAGGUUACAAAAUUGUUUCAACAAUUGGGCUGGAAUAACGACUACAGAGGCACCAGGUUCUGCUUCUAGUAUUGUCGAUGGCUUUGUGUUUUCAAUAACAUUUGCUGUUUCUACCAUGUUUUUGAUGUUAAAAGGACAAUAAAUGAAUCAAAAAAAUAUUUUUCAACCAAGA
This is a messenger RNA of Bradysia coprophila, 1682 nucleotides long. RefSeq lists its product as uncharacterized. The record is from RefSeq and is a predicted model, not a curated record. Gene Ontology annotation, molecular function: protein binding. Lineage: Eukaryota; Metazoa; Arthropoda; Insecta; Diptera; Sciaridae.